CACAUAUUAAGCUUGUCGUUUCUUUAGCUAAGUCAUGGAGUUCACAGGAAGCAGCUACAAAGGACCUACAAUAAAUGGCAGAAUGGAGGGUAGAGGAGAAUACACCUUCCCCACUGAGACCAAGUACGAAGGAGAGACCAAAGACGGCAUGUUCCAUGGCAAAGGCGUCCUUUACUUUCCCAAUGGAAGUAAAUAUGAAGCUACUUGGGUGAACGGCAAAUCUCAACAGGGGACGUUUAUCUUUGCUGAUGGUCUUCAGUACCAAGAGAAGGACUGGGACUACUGCGACGGUCACGACAGGCGAUUCUACACAGAGAGGUGCAGUGGACUCAGACCAGCAGGAGACUCCCAGCUGACCAAUCAACAUCCUCCACGCGAAAUUCCCAGUUCAUGUUACGACUGUGGAGAUGGUUUCUAUGAUCCCACCACCCGGGCUGUCACUUCAUACACAGGCAGUUUCCUCAGAAAUACAGACGACAUGGAACACGAGUGGAUUGUGCGCUGUUGUCAGAAAGGCCAAGACAAGAGUGUUCGCAGUAAAAUGGAAGAAGAUGCUGCAAAAUGACCUGAAGAGAAUGUUAAAUAUCACUGAAGUGUUUCUAUGAAUAUUACAGCAUGUUUGAGUUCUCUAUUUAAAUAAAAACUUCAACGCAAA
This is a messenger RNA of Cynoglossus semilaevis (tongue sole), 655 nucleotides long. RefSeq names its product MORN repeat containing 5 (gene morn5). The record is from RefSeq and is a predicted model, not a curated record. Bases 35 to 565 code for a protein of 176 amino acids. The transcript is spliced from 5 exons. NCBI's taxonomy places the organism in Eukaryota, Metazoa, Chordata, Actinopteri, Pleuronectiformes, Cynoglossidae.